Messenger RNA from Nelumbo nucifera (sacred lotus), 1654 nucleotides. Its product is annotated as S-adenosyl-L-methionine-dependent methyltransferases superfamily protein. Gene Ontology annotation, biological process: 7-methylguanosine mRNA capping. NCBI's taxonomy places the organism in Eukaryota, Viridiplantae, Streptophyta, Magnoliopsida, Proteales, Nelumbonaceae. Gene Ontology annotation, molecular function: mRNA 5'-cap (guanine-N7-)-methyltransferase activity. The record is from RefSeq and is a predicted model, not a curated record. Gene Ontology annotation, cellular component: nucleus.
GAUCAAUAAUAUAGGGCUUGUUUGGGCCUGGUUUUGUACUUAGGGCUAGUGUGGUCCUGGUUGACAGAUAGUUGGCUUUGAAUGCGGAAGGAACAGGCUGAUCCGGACAGUUUUGGCACAGGAAAGUCGUUCUCGGUUCGAAUGGAGAUUUGGGGUUGUCAGUUUUGAGUGAGAGGUGGGGCGGGAAGAAAUACCGUCGUCGUUUCGUCGUUCUCUUCUCCUUCUACUUCGAUGAACCGAGAAGGCGGAGAGCAGUGAAUCGUUUCUUUGGGUUAUGGGACGAUGAAUUCAUUUGCUUGCCCUCGUACUGAGUCCGCUCACUUUCGCCUUUACGAUUUCGCUAAGACAGCCCUCAUUAAGAUAUUCGUCUCCCCCUACGCCACGGUCUGCGAUUUGUAUUGUGGUGGAGGAGUAGACACAGACAAGUGGGACGAAGCCCAAAUUGGUCACUAUAUUGGAAUUGAUGCUUCGUCCUCCGGAAUUAGUGAAGCUCGUGAGAUAUGGGAAAGCCAGAGGAAGCCUUAUACUGCAGACUUCUGCGAGCUUGAUCCUUGUGUGGAAAAUUUAGAGUCAUAUUUGCAGGACAAGGGAAUCCCUGCAGAUGUCGUUUGCUGCUUACAACAUUUGCAGCUGUGUUUUGAAACUGAGGAGAGAGCAAGGAGUCUUCUACAUAAUGUGUCAUCUUUACUGAAGCCAGGGGGUUAUUUUUUUGGUAUUACUCCUGACUCCUCUACCAUAUGGGCAAAGUACCAGAAGAAUGUUGAAGCAUAUCAUAACAAAGCAGCCAGCAUGAAACCCAACAUUGUUCCCAAUUGCAUUCGAUCUGAGAGUUACAUGAUCACAUUUGAAGUUGAGGAAGAGAAGUUCCCACUAUUUGGAAAGAAAUAUCAGCUCAAAUUUGCUAAUGAUGUCACUUCUGAGACCCAUUGCUUAGUGCAUUUUCCAAGCCUGAUUAGAUUGGCUAGAGAGGCUGGCCUCGAAUACGUGGAGAUUCAAAACUUAACUGAAUUUUAUGACGAUAACAGAGCACAAUUUGCAGGGAUGCUCCACAGUUACGGCCCAAACUUUGUGGAUGCCAGAGGAAAACUUGUUCCCAGAUCAUUUGAUGUGCUAGGUCUAUAUACCACCUUUAUAUUUCAAAAACCAGAUCCAGAUGUUGUCCCACCAACCCCUAUAUUGCCGGAUGGAAGUCACCUUCAUGAAGAACGGGAAUGGCAAGGAAGUGGGUGGAGACACCAGGGAUCUGUGGCGGAUGACGAGAAGAAUGGCCACUUAGAGCCACCACCUCUUGGCAUCAAUGGAGUGAUACCAGAGCAGGCCAAAGGGAUAUUAGGUCCUGGUCCAGCAGAUCUACGCUUCUCAGAAGCUUUCUAACUUGGUUUAAUAAGCAUUCUGUGCUUGGCAUUCCAAAUUGGAACCAGAGAUGCUGAUCGUGAUAACAAGCAGGAACAAGUGUAGAGAUAGGAGGGAGAGGAAAAGCAUUAGAGGUGACUACUGACUACUAGUGACUAGUGUGCUUCUUCUUAAUAGUUCUCCAAAUACGUACCAACAGAUCAGAUAGUCCAAAGUGUAAGUGUAAAGUGUAAACAAAGUCUGGGUUAGUCCAGCACAAGGUGUGUAGAACUCUAGAAAUAAAUUACAGUUUGUUGAUCCA